Gadus morhua (Atlantic cod) is the source of this 2490-nucleotide messenger RNA. It is a transcript of the gene rbfox1l, whose product is annotated as RNA binding fox-1 homolog 1, like. Bases 249 to 1394 code for a protein of 381 amino acids. Gene Ontology annotation, molecular function: mRNA binding. The transcript is spliced from 12 exons. NCBI's taxonomy places the organism in Eukaryota, Metazoa, Chordata, Actinopteri, Gadiformes, Gadidae. Gene Ontology annotation, biological process: regulation of alternative mRNA splicing, via spliceosome; nervous system development. The record is from RefSeq and is a predicted model, not a curated record. Gene Ontology annotation, cellular component: nucleus; cytoplasm.
UUGGUUUCCCUUCUGCUCUUCAAUACUUGUUCUCUGCGGGGCAGGAUCAGUUCACCUUCAGCUUCUCUUCUCGCUCUCUUUUGGAUUACUUUCCUAUUUAUUUAUUUAUUUAUUGUUUUCUUUUACUUUAUUAUUUUUUGUGUGGUUGGACUCCUGCAUUACACUGCUUUGUUUCCAUCUUCAUUUCCCUCUUCCAAUCCAAUCUCCCCCCGCCACCGUUCUCAGUCACCGCGGCGGUGUGUAGGGCUAUGCUUUCCUCACCUACUGUGAUUCUAUCGCCUUAUGGACUGCCUGUCUACCAACAGUCAGCCUCGUGCUACCCCGGCCUGGUGCAGGGGUCCGGCCAGGAGGGUGGCCCAGGCAACGCCGACCCCUCCCUCUCCCAGGUCUAUGCCCCGCCUCCCUCAUACCCACCUCCAGGCCAGGGCCCGCCUAAUGUGGCAGGCAGACUCCCGCCUCUAGACUUUAGUCCCGCCCACGCUGGUGGCGAGUACCAGGAGCACGCCCAGCUCAGAGUGUAUCAGGGCCCGCAGCACGAGGGCGCAGACCUGGGACCAAGCAAUGUGGAGGAUGCCCUGGUCCCCGUGACCUCUGACUCCCAGGCCCUGAGCGUGGCCCUGUCCUCAGGGGGCGGGGCGGGGAGCGGCAGUGAUGACGAAGGCUCCAGUAAGGCCCAGCCCAAACGCCUCCAUGUCUCCAACAUCCCCUUCCGCUUCCGAGACCCCGACCUGAGACAGAUGUUCGGGCAAUUUGGCAAGAUUCUGGAUGUCGAAAUCAUCUUCAAUGAAAGGGGGUCCAAGGGCUUCGGCUUCGUCACGUUUGAGAGUGCAAUGGAGGCUGACCGGGCCCGGGAGAAACUGAAUGGGACGAUAGUGGAAGGAAGGAAGAUUGAGGUCAACAACGCCACUGCCAGAGUGGUCACUAAGAAGCCCCAGACCCCCGUGGUUAAUGAGGAGGUUUCAGCUGCUGGAUGGAAGAUCAACCAAGUGAUGGGGGCCAUGUACGCCCCUGAGCUCUACACUGUUGCCAGUUUCCCCUACCCUGUAGCAGCCCCUGCCUUAGCCUAUCGGGGUUCACCUUUGCGGGGGCGUGGCAGGGCCGUCUACAAUACGAUUCGCUCUGCUGCGGCGACGCCCACUGCCGUCCCUGGCUACCCUGGAGUUGUAUACCAGGAGGGAUUGUAUGGACCAGAAGUCUACGGGGGCUAUCCAGCAGCUUACAGAAUGGCCCAAUCAGCAGCUGCUGCCACAGCAACCUACAGUGAUGGAUAUGGACGGGUCUAUACCACAGCUCCGGACCCCUAUCACCACGCAGUCGGCCCCACCACAACGUAUGGAGUUGGAACCAUGGCCAGUUUGUACAGAGGAGGGUACAAUCGCUUCACUCCCUACUAAUGGAGCAAGAGGGUUCUCUUCAGUCACUCUGGGAUUGGCUGAUCCAUGGACGCUGCAGGACCGGUUAUGCGAUCAUACUUGAAGACAUCGAGGAGGCAUCCUCUCGCUCUAUGUCCCUCACAAUCGCUCCCUGAGACUCAACAGACUGUGCUUGUAAAUACUGUAGCCUUUUCGCUGUUAUAUGAAGUGAAGAAAUGGCAGCAAAACGAAGGAUAAUACUAUUUAAUGGAUACACUGUUGAUAUUUUUUAUUUAAGAUUUGACUGACUUUGUUUUAAGAGUUUUGCUGUUCUGUUUGGCCUUCCAUGUGGAGGGUGGGAUAGAUAGGUGCCUUGCACUACAUUUGGGUCGCUGAUAAGAGACUGAUAGAGAUGAUACAGGGAGCUAAAUUAUGCAAGAAGCUUUUAUAGGGUGGGGGGCUGGGUCCAUAGACUUUACAUUGGUCAAAAUUUGAUAUGACUUUUUUAGAUGUGUACGUGUAAAAAGACACGUGUGUUGUGUGUGUGUGAGAAAACAGAGGAUAUCCGGCCCCAUUACCAUUGUAUUAGUAGACUGAUAGACCGCUAUGACAUUGGGAUUUAAAAAAAAAUGAAAGUGUGGCCUUUAGAAAUGUGAAAAAGCAUAUAAUAUAGAUGCAUUUGACUGUUGUAUAAUUUCUUCUUCUACUUUCUUCUUUCCAACAAUCUACCUCUUCUCCUUCACGGUUUCACAUGUCAGCAUUUUCUGUAAAAAAAAUGUCUAUCUAAAAAUCACUUGGUAAUAAUAAUCGAUAAUUAGUCUAGGCUUCUUUUCAUUUCACAUAUCAAAACAGUUUCUCUCCCCAUGAAUAUAUUUUGUUCACCACUUUGUUUGAUUAUAUUUUGUCUACCAAAUUAGAUUGUUUUGCCUGAGUGAAAUCCUUAGACCGAUGUGCUUUCUUCAAACUUAUUGUGUAAUAUUUUGGGAAUGUGCUUGUUGGAUGAAAACUAAUUUAACAAUAACUGAGACCAUUAUUCAAUAGAACAUGUGCCAGAACAUUUCAGAUAUAAGGCUUAACCACCUCAUUCUUCUUGUGACUGGUCUGUGGUCUUUAAAUAAAGCCAUCUUUGUGUUCAUUU